UAUCCUAUUUUUUUAAUAAUUUAAUUUAAUAUUUAUUGAAGAAUGGAAUCCAGCAUUGAAUGUGUAUCAUCAACUGAUGGUAUGGACGAUGAAGAGAUCUCUCACCCAAAUCCAUUUUCUCAAUUUUCAUCUUCAACAAAAUCAUCUCAUAAUAAUAUUAACACCAAUAAUCCCACCACAAGUGUUCAUGAGCUUCUAGAAUGCCCUGUUUGUACCAAUUCUAUGUACCCUCCCAUCCAUCAGUGCCACAACGGGCAUACACUAUGUUCUACAUGCAAAGUGAGGGUCCACAACAGAUGUCCGACAUGCAGACAAGAACUCGGUGACAUACGGUGUUUAGCCCUAGAAAAAGUGGCCGAGUCACUCGAACUCCCGUGCAAGUAUUGCUCCCUUGGAUGCCCAGAGAUAUUCCCUUAUUACAGCAAGUUGAAACACGAGGCGGCUUGUAAUUUUAGGCCGUACAGCUGUCCCUAUGCUGGCUCGGAGUGCUCGGUUGUUGGAGAUAUUCCAUACUUAGUUGCUCACUUGAGAGAUGAUCACAAAGUGGACAUGCAUUCUGGAUGCACUUUUAAUCAUCGCUAUGUUAAAUCGAACCCACGAGAUGUGGAGAAUGCCACAUGGAUGCUAACUGUGUUCCAUUGCUUUGGGCAGUAUUUUUGCCUGCACUUCGAAGCUUUCCAACUCGGAAUGGCCCCCGUUUAUAUGGCGUUUCUUCGGUUCAUGGGAGACGAAAUGGAUGCUCGUAAUUACAGCUACAGUUUGGAAGUAGGUGGAAACGGAAGGAAACUUAUAUGGGAAGGUACGCCUCGAAGCGUUAGAGAUAGUCACAGAAAAGUUAGAGAUAGCCACGAUGGACUUAUUAUACAGAGAAAUAUGGCUCUCUUCUUUUCCGGCGGAGAUAGGAAAGAGCUUAAGCUUAGAGUGACGGGCCGAAUCUGGAAGGAACAACAAAACCCUGAUGGCGGAGCUUGCAUACCCAAUUUCUGCAGCUAACGCUUUGCUUCUUCGGGUUUUUUUUCGUUUUCGAGAUUCUUUUUUUUUUUCCUUUUCGGGGUGAUGUAAUUUUUUUAUGGAAAAAAAGGAAAUGUGUGAUUAGUUAGUAACGAUAAGGUUCAGACAUUGUUGAAGUGUAUGUGUGGAGCUUAUGAUCAAAUUUGUGAGCUUAUAUUCAUUUGUAGUGCUGAUAAUGUAAGAACAAAUUGUAUGUAAUCAAUCGUACUCUCAUAGCUACUUUUCUAAGAUUUUCUUGAUCUUUUAAGGUUCUCUGGUAAUAAUAUCCAUGACUCGGUGAUCUGUUUCUU
Molecule: messenger RNA, 1301 nt
Organism: Erythranthe guttata (spotted monkey flower)
Lineage: Eukaryota; Viridiplantae; Streptophyta; Magnoliopsida; Lamiales; Phrymaceae
Product: Protein with RING/U-box and TRAF-like domain
Biological process (GO): ubiquitin-dependent protein catabolic process; multicellular organism development
Cellular component (GO): cytoplasm
Molecular function (GO): ubiquitin protein ligase activity; zinc ion binding; protein binding
Source: RefSeq, a predicted model, not a curated record